UGUCGCCGCAAACAACAAUCGUCAAGGUGACAAUUUGCCGGUGAGAAUCGUCUUUUGUGUCGUAGUGUAUAAAAGAAACUACCGGAUUUGAAUUUUACAGAGUGCAGAAUGGUCCAUUUGUUCAUAUUUGUUGCUUUAGUGGUGGCGGGUGGAACGGCACCUGCUGCCCGACAUUACACGGCUAUUUUAGCCCAUGAAGCUCCAGUAAUUCCGGUGGUUAAAGCUGUUCCGGUUGUGUAUGCCACACCUGUGCUGUACGCUGCUCCGGUCGUUCAUGCUCCGAUGGCACACUCUGUAUAUGACGAGUAUCGAUGAAAACUGAGAUUAUUAGAGAACUGUGGUGGACAGUAAUGGCGAAAAUUUAAUAUUAAGGUAGUUCUCACAAUGCUUUUAAGGAACUGAAAUUGUACAAGAUAUUUUUCAUCAUUUUUGUAAUAAAUGCUUUGUCAAAAAA
Molecule: messenger RNA, 454 nt
Organism: Tribolium castaneum (red flour beetle)
Lineage: Eukaryota; Metazoa; Arthropoda; Insecta; Coleoptera; Tenebrionidae
Gene: MFK10-2
Exons: 2
Coding region: 109-315 (68 amino acids)
Source: RefSeq, marked validated